Molecule: messenger RNA, 1440 nt
Organism: Cylindrotheca closterium
Lineage: Eukaryota; Bacillariophyta; Bacillariophyceae; Bacillariales; Bacillariaceae
Source: the annotation of a GenBank genome assembly
AUGGCAAAACAAGUUGCACAGACUUCCAACUUUUACCCCGCAAAAGGGGGUAUUUCGGCUUAUUACAGUCCUCAUAAGAUUUUGUUGCGACGCCAAGUUGAUUAUUCGAAGGAAUUUGUUGCUGAACUUGGGUUGUAUGUCCAUGGUUAUGGACAUGAUACUCGCAGUGAUCAUCGGUCACGCACUAUUGAAGUGAUUUACUUGAGACCAGCUGAUAAUAUGCAAAAGGGUCACAAGCUAUAUGAUUUGAACACAAGAAAAGAGGUGACUAGACCUCAAAUUACGGUGCUCCCAAUCACUGAUCAAGUGAUCAAAUUGGUUGAAGCCCAUGCUACUGAGGAAGGCGUUACAGAUUUACAAACCUAUUCCAGGCGCAAUGGAGAAAUAAUUUUGGAUGCUGAUCUGCUCGCAGGAGUGGACCCAGAUGAACUGUGGGACGAAGUCUAUGUACCUGCAGACAUUGAAAUUCCACCGGUCAAUGACGUGAAUUUACGCAAGAAUGAUUCAAUCACAGAUGAAGAACUCAAAGAAUUAAUCGAGGAUGCAGCUGAAGAUAUAUUGGAAUCUAGAAGAAUUGAUGAAGACAAUGAAGAUGAUAUGGAUUUUGUGCAGGAUCAGCAACCUGAAAGCGACAUUGAAAUGGAUGUCAAUGAUGAAGAAUUAAAAGAUAUGAUUGAUGAAGUAGCCCAUGAGUUGGAUAGAUUGAGCCAACCUAUUGAAGAAGAAAUAAUGUUUAGCGUUGAAGAUGAAGACAAUGACUAUGAGGGUGAAUAUGAUGCGGAAGAAAUACAAGAACUGCAAGAAGCAGAAGACGAACCGCAAGUAUAUCCUGAUGAAGAAGAUGAUGUUUGUGCAGGAGUGAGUUUUGAAGAAGUCCCCAUGUUGAGUACAUCAAAUGAUUCAAAUAAAGACAAAAAAAGGAGAACAGGAAGUGGACGAUCAUUUUAUUCAAAUGGAGUCAAGUAUCGACCUACUGAUAGGAAUCGAACUGAUAGACCAAGAUAUGGACAAACGUACUUACAACGAAAGAAGCCCAAGAUCAAUUUGUUAAAGAACAGGAGCGCCAUGAGAAAGAAGGCACGGUUGAAGAGAUUGCGUAUCUCAUUAUACCAGGCUAUUGCGUCAAAGGUAAAAUCACGAAGGAAAGAAGAGUUCCGGGAUGACGACGUGUUGAGCGCUGAAGCAAGAAGAAAGAUUACUGAACGGGCGCAUAACUUAAUAUUCCAGCAGAGUGGAACUGAGAAGAAAGCGACUUACAAUGUGGAUGAGUCGUUGGUGAUUUCACGCGUCAUGCAACAGAUUUGUGACAAAGUGUACACAAGGGAUGGAGUGUCGUUUAUUCAGCAGUAUUAUCUUAACAAAGGAUUGAAGAUUUUCAAAGAACGAGGAAAAGAAGCUGCGCUCAAGGAACUUGAUCAACUGAUCAAACAAAGUUGCUGA